CUUCCGGACUCUCAACGUUUAACCUCCGCAGCUGCGCCGUAGGGUUCAGCUGAGUAUUCGGACCAAAUAGCGGCUCAAAGCUUCACAAGAAGACAAACAGUGAAGCCGAGAAAAAAAAGAAAUACGUGAGAAAUACUCAAAGUAAACUGGACAGCCGUUAGCCUCCACUUCCAGCCAAGCCCCAGCGCCUGCCGCACGAUGAGUGUCGGCGCUCCGCGAGGCCUGGCCAGCUCGGGGCAGAAGCACAUCGCAGAGAUUCUUCACCCGCUGUCCGCCGCCGAGGAGCCGCUCUCCCCGGGGCCAGAUGUCAGCGUCACCGCUGGGGGCGACAAGGAGGCAGGGCUGUCCAAUGGCACGCCGGUGGACACGCCGAGUCCCGCCUCUGCAUCCUCGCUGUUCAACAGGCUGCAGCUGGACGACGACCUCGAGUCCGACCCGCGGGACUACUACGCCGCCACCGAAACCCGUGACCUGUUUGUCACGGUGGAUGACCCAAAGAAGCACGUCUCUACCAUGGAGACCUACAUCACCUACAGAGUGUCCACCAAGACGACACGGAUCGAGUUCGACCUGCCCGAUUAUUGCGUGCGGCGCCGCUAUCAAGACUUCGACUGGCUGAAGAUCAAGCUGGAGGACAGCCAGCCCACCCACCUCAUCCCCCCUUUGCCGGAGAAGUUUGUGAUGAAGGGCGUGGUGGAUCGUUUUUCGGAAGACUUUGUGGAAACACGCAUGAAAGCGCUGGAUAAGUUCCUCAAGCGGGUUGCCGACCACCCGGUCCUCUCCUUCAACCCGCAUCUUAACGCUUUCUUGUCUGCCAAGGACCUAAACAAGCGUCAAGGUCUGGCGCUGCUCACCAAAGUGGGCGAGUCGGUGAAGCAGGUGGCCGGAGGCUACAAGCUGCGGGCGCGGCCACCCGAGUUCUGUGCCAUGGGAGAGUACCUGGACACCUUCAGCCAGAAACUGGGCACCAUCGACCGCAUUGCUCAGAGGAUCAUCAAAGAGCAGUCAGAGUAUCUGGCCGAGCUACGCGAGUACGGCACCGUGUACUCCAGCUGGGCGGGCUCGGAAGAGGAGCUGCGGCGCCCGCUGGAGGGCGCGGCGAGUUCCGUGACGACGUCCUGCGGGGCGAUGGAUGACCUUAGUGAGAACAUGAGCCAGGACUUCCUGCCUGUGCUAAGAGAGUACGUCCUCUACAUCGAGUCCAUGAAGAAUGUUUUGAAGAAACGCGACCAGAGCCAGGCGGAGUACGAGGGACGACUAGAAGCGGCCGUACAGCGCAAACAAGAAGACAGAACACCGAUGCCGGCUGAGGUGGAGCGGUGCCAGGACAAAAUGGAGUGUUUCAAUGCCGACUUGAAGGCCGACUGGGAGCGCUGGCAGAGCAACAAGCGACAGGAUUUCAAGCAGCUUCUGAGCGGCAUCGCUGAUAAAAACAUCAACUACUAUGAGAAGUGCCAAGCAGCGUGGGAGUCGCUCAUAACGAUCCUGCAGGACAAACAGACUGAGGACCAAACGAGUGAGACGGACUGAAGCAUCGUGUCAUGCUGGCCCGUUCGAUAUCGUCUCACAUUUCUUUGUCACGCCAAGAAGGACCGAGGACCGGCACACUGCAGGAUUUUUUUUUCUCUCCGAUUCCUGAGAUUCCCGUUUCAAGAUUGGAGGCAAUGAAGAGGCAGUACAGUACAGUGCAGUGCAGUGCAGUGACCACUGGGCAAGCAGCGACUUGCUAUGUACAGACAUUCUUUUUUAUGUUGUUGCUCUUUUCCCUUUUUCUACUUCAUCUCACCUGCUAACAGUUGCCAAUGCUGCUUGUUUAACCGCAAGCUAAGGAGGUGUGUUGCAGUCUUUUUCCUACUUUCAGUUUGACAUAAAGGGUACUAUACUUUUACAACCUGAUGAAACUAAAUCAAAUUCCCCCCCCCCCAAUGCCAUUGCUAUAGAUUGUUAUCCAAAGGUUAAAACGUGUUUUUUCCCCCCCUUCCAGUUAUGUCCGAUUACUUAAGAAAUCCAUUUGCAGACACCUGAAACCAGCCUCUGUGUUUCACAACACGGCCUUGGAGAUUCUACGGCAGCUUUGUGUAACAACCUCACCAUCUGAUCCCCAUUUGCUCCGCUUCCUUCAGUUACACAGGACAGCGAGCAGCUUUUAGCAAUGACGACCCCCCCCCACCGGCUAAGGUGUUUUGAGUGGAAUGCCGAGCUCCAUCAGGGGAGCGAUCGAUCUCACUCUUCGAUUGGUUUGAGACUAAAUUACUCUUGCUAAUUAGAAAAUCUCGUCCAGUUUGUCACGUCAGCUGUUGCCCCAGGGAAAGGAACCCGAUAGCUUAAAUCAGUGUAAAUGUAAAACAGCAGUGGAUGUUUACAUCACUGUCAUGCAAGUUCUAUCGUCGAUUGGAUGAAAUGGUGACAUCUAGCGGCAAAGAACGGAUUAGCCAUUUUGUCUUGCCAAUGCAUCUCAGUUGCCUCUUGCGGUUUCUUGCUUUUUGUUGUGGAGUUUGCAGUGGUGAAAAACCUUUUUAAAUGAAGUGCAAAUUAUUAGAAAUAUUUCUCCGUUGAGUUCUAAACAACAAGUUAAAGAACAUAAACUAGAAACAGAGAGAGAGAGAGAGCUCCCAUGCAUUACCAAUUCCAUCAGCAUUUCUGUUUUUGUUUUUUCAGUCAUGUUUAUGCUGGUGGUAAAAGUGGCUUGACAUAUUUCAUCAUCGCACAAAUAAGCACAGAAAGUAUAAGAAAAUGGUCAUUUCAGUAUUGUAGUAAUUGGAUUUAAAGGUACAACUCAGGGAUAAUAAGCCUGACCCCCAGAUGGCUUUUAUUCUAAGAAAUGAUCGAACUAAUUAAGAGCAUACAGCAGAGGUACACAAAGGUUGACCUUAUAUUUCAAUACAGUUAAAUAAAUGCAACAUUGUUAUUUUCACAAAAGAGCUGAUAAAAAAACUGCUUUGUUUACUUUCUGCGUUUUGUUGAAUUUAUCUCAAAGUUUGUGUUUACAAGUCAGGUCUGUCGGUCUAUUUAUUGUCAAAAUGUUUAAGACGGGAUGAGACAUUUGCAAUAACAAUAAUAAGCUAGUCAAUUUACAAAAGGAUGUUUUUUUUGUGCUUGUACUGAGCCAUCGUGAAGCUCCACAGAAUAAUUUGCCUGCUGAUUGACUGCCGCACUAUUCAAAACCCCGCCCCCUUCUUCUGACUCCUCCCCUUGAAGACAUGGCAACUUUUUGUGUUAUUUAUUUUUUUUUUUUUUUUUGAAUCCACAAAUGUGGACAGGAUGAUAGCUAAUUCAUAUAAAACUGUAAGAGUUUUGUUUAAAUGUAAAAAAUAAGCCCAUCAUUACAAUCACAAGAGAAAUACGAUCAAUCUAACUUAUUGAAGAAAGGUUAAGUAUUAAUACCUUCAGUUCUUUUGUUUGCCAGUUUUUACAUAUUGUACACUUGAACAUAUAUAAAGCUUGUAUAUUGAUGUUGUUUUGAUGCAAAUAUCCUUACCUCAAAUUAUUUUUGGGAUAUAUUGGACCAAUAAUAAAAUUAAUUGAUUUGAUAGUCAUCUGCACAUCUUUUUAAAAUAUAUAUUCAGGCUGUGAAAUUAUUAUUUUGUAAAAAUCCAUUUUUACUGGGUAAGGUAAAUGACUGGACACAAUUAUAUACAUAUACAUUUGAAAGUAUUAACAGCAGCUAAAAGAUAGCACACAUCUGAAAAUCUAUUGGACGAACACGAGUAGCCGAGCAUUUCAAUCACAUUGAAUCAUAACCAUGUUACUCUGACCAAUAAGGAACUGUGUUAAAAGACAUGUAAUUUAAGUGGAAGUCACAUGUUUUGAGUGAAUUUCUAGCAAAUUGUACUUCCACAUUAAGAGUUACGCAAUGCCCUUGAAUGCAUCAUCCUGUGAGCAG
Messenger RNA from Dunckerocampus dactyliophorus (ringed pipefish), 3883 nucleotides. It is a transcript of the gene snx30, whose product is annotated as sorting nexin family member 30. NCBI's taxonomy places the organism in Eukaryota, Metazoa, Chordata, Actinopteri, Syngnathiformes, Syngnathidae. The coding region runs from base 199 to 1530 and encodes 443 amino acids. The transcript is spliced from 9 exons. The record is from RefSeq and is a predicted model, not a curated record. Gene Ontology annotation, molecular function: phosphatidylinositol binding.